GCUGUGUUGCUCGUGUCACCGUACAGCCGCACUGCCAAGCACCUUGCAGCGCUCGGAGCCGGCACAGCUCCCGGAUCUGAGUACUUGGCCCUUCCCUGAGCGCUGCUCCCCGGCGGGACCCCGCUGUGCAGGAAUCAUGGAGCCCGGCGGCAUGUGGCUCUCUCUGCUCCUCCUCAGCCAAGGCAUUCUUCAUAAUUGCUGUGAAGCAUACAACGUUGGGCUCCCAGAAGCAAAAUUGUUUUCUGGUCCUUCAAGUGAGCAGUUUGGAUAUGCAGUUCAACAGUUUAUAAAUCAUCAAGGCAAAUGGCUGCUUGUUGGCUCGCCAUGGAGUGGGUAUCCAUCUAACAGAAUGGGAGAUAUCUACACAUGUCCUGUUGACUCACUUGAAACCACAUGUAAAAAACUGAAUUUACAAACUUUAACACGCAUCCCAAAUGUUACUGAGAUAAAGGAACAGAUGAACCUUGGCUUGACACUAAUAAGAAACUCAAAAACUGGAGGAUUUUUGACUUGUGGUCCUUUGUGGGCCCAGCAGUGUGGAAGUCAGUACUAUGCAACGGGAGUCUGUUCUGAAAUCAGUCCAAGUUUCCAGAUCUUAAGAAGCUUUUCACCUGCUCUUCAAAACUGUUCCUCCUUCAUAGAUGUUGUUGUUGUGUGUGAUGAGUCAAACAGCAUUUAUCCGUGGACUGCAGUGAGUGCGUUUUUGACAAAAUUUGUCCAAGGCUUAGAUAUAGGCCCCACAAAAACUCAGGUGGGCUUAAUUCAGUAUGGUAAUGAUCCAAGGGUAGUGUUCAACUUGAAUACCUACAAAACAAAAGAUGAUGUUGUUAAAGCAAUGUCACAGACCUUUCAAAAAGGAGGAGACUUGACUAAUACUUUCAAAGCAAUUGACUAUGCAAGACGUCAGGCUUUUUCCUCUGAAUCUGGUGGACGGCCCACAGCCACAAAAGUAAUGGUCGUUGUGACAGAUGGUGAAUCACAUGAUGGCUCAAGUUUGAAAGAAGUGAUAACUAAAUGCAAUGAGGACAAAAUAACCAGAUUUGGCAUAGCUGUUUUGGGAUACUUAAUCAGAAAUGAACUCGAUACUAAAAAUUUAAUUAAAGAAAUCAAAGGAAUUGCGAGUCUUCCGACAGAAAAGUAUUUUUUUAACGUGUCAUCUGAGGCUGCACUAUUGGAAGAAGCAGGAACACUGGGAGAACGCAUAUUUAGCAUAGAAGGUACCGAUCAAGGUGAUACAUUCCAAAUGGAAAUGUCACAAGUGGGCUUCAGUGCGUAUUACUCACAAAAAAAGGAUGUUCUGAUGCUAGGUGCUGUUGGGGCUUAUGAUUGGAGUGGGACUGUAGUCCAGGAGACCUCAAAUCAAGUGACUACAUUCCCUAAUCAAGCAUUUGAAAAAAUUCUACAAGACAGAAACCAUAGCUCGUAUUUAGGUUAUUCUGUCGCUAUUAUCUCAACCCAAAACACUGUCUAUUUUGUUGCUGGUGCGCCAAGAUCAAACUACACUGGCAGAGUAGUGGUUUAUGACAUUGACAGCCAUGGCAGAGUCAUGGUUGUUCAGUCCCAGAGAGGGGAUCAGAUUGGCUCCUACUUUGGCAGUGUGGUGUGUGCAGUGGAUGUUAACAGAGAUUCAGUUACAGAUGUGCUGCUAGUAGCUGCACCAAUGUUCAUGAAUGAGCUAAAGAAAGAAGAGGGAAGAGUUUAUAUGUUUUCCAUCACAAAGGGAAUUUUGGAUCAACAAGAACUCUUAGAAGGUCCACAAGGGUUAGAAAAUGCUCGAUUUGGAUCUGCUAUGGCGACCCUUUCAGAUAUUGAUUUGGAUGGUUUUAAUGAUGUGAUAAUAGGUGCACCUUUAGAAAAUCAGAACUCUGGAGCAGUUUACAUUUACAAUGGCAAUCUAAGGACUAUACGUACCAAAUAUUCACAGAAAAUUUUAGGAUCAAAUUCUGCUUUCGGACAACCACUCCUGUACUUUGGAAGAUCAGUAGAUGGCCAUAGAGACUUAAAUGGUGAUGGCAUUACAGAUGUAUCUAUUGGUGCCGAUGGAAAUGUGGUUCAACUCUGGUCACAAAGCAUUGCAAAUGUGUCCAUAAGAGCAUCAUUUGUACCUGAGAAAAUCAGUCUGCUGAAUAAGAACACUGAGAUAGCCGUCAAAAUAUGUUUCAGUGCCAAGUUUAGACCUGCUAAUAGAAAUAACCAAGUGGAUAUCAGAUACAAUGCAACACUGGAUGCUGAUCUCCAGUCAUCUAGAGUGACUUCUAGAGGAUUAUUCAAAGAAAACAAUGAGAGAUAUAUACAGAAAAAUAUUGUUGUAAGUUCUGCAGAGACCUGUGUUGAGCACAUCUUUAAUGUACAGGAGCCUUCUGAUGCUGUAAACUCCCUUAGUCUGCGCAUUGAUAUUAGCCUCAAGAAUCCUGGCUCCAGUCCUGUCCUCGAUAUAUAUUCACCUGCCACUGUGGCCUACAGUAUCCCUUUUGUUAAGGACUGUGGUGAGGACGAACUCUGUAUUUCUGAUCUUGUUCUUGAGGUUCAACAGAAAACCGAUGAUGGCAAACGGCCCUUUAUUGUCAGCAGCAAGAACAGAAGGCUAACAUUCAGUGUGAAGCUGAGAAAUAAAAAAGAAAAUGCCUACAACACCAGAAUCCAGGCUACAUUUUCAGAAAACUUGUUUUUUGCUUCAUCUUCUUUACCAGCUGAUGGGACUGAAAUCUCGUGUCAGAUGGGCACUGGCCAUAAAUCAGUAAUUUGCCAAGUCAGCUAUCCUGUUUUUAAAGUGGGACAACAGGUAUAUUUCGAUAUUAAUUUUGACUUUAAUCUAAAAAAUCUUCAGGAUAUGGCAAAAAUAAGUUUUCAUGCUUUGAGUGAAAGUAAUGAAGAGCAAGAAGCAGACAACCAGGUCUACCUGUCAAUUCCUCUGCGGUAUGAUGCAGAAAUUCACUUAACAAGGCUUACCAACAUAAAUUUCUAUGAAGUAUAUUCUGAUCGUAAUAUUCCUUCCACUGUGAAUAAUUUUGAAGAGAUUGGUCCUGCGUUCAAUUUUUCAGUGAAGGUUACAACGGGAAGCAUUCCAGUAAAGGUGGCUUCUGUAAAAAUCCAUUUUCCAGAGUCAACUAAAGGAAACAAUCCUCUGAUGUAUCUAACGGCACUGGAUACAGAUCAGGCUGGAGGUGUCAGUUGUGAUGCAAAGAUUAAUCCUUUGCAAAUAGGAAAAACAUCUUAUUCUGCAUCUUUCAAGAAAGAAAACUUCAGAGCUGCAAAAGAACUAAACUGUAAGAAUACGCAUUGUAAUACAAUUACAUGCAGUCUGAAAGACCUCACACUGAAAGGAGAGUAUUUUGUAAAUGUGUCUACCAGAAUCUGGAAUGGGACCUUUGCAGCUUCAACUUUCCAGAUGUUACAGCUGACAGCAGAUGCAGAAAUUGAUACGCAUAACCCAGAAUUAUUUGUAAUUGGAGAGAAUACCCUAACUAUCCCAGUGACAAUAAUGAAGCCUGAGGAGAAAGCGGAGGUGCCAAUCGGAGUUGUGAUAGGAAGUAUACUGGCAGGACUACUAUUGCUGUUAGCAUUGGUUGCUGUUUUAUGGAAGCUUGGCUUCUUCAAGAGAAAAUAUGAAAAAAUGACAAAGGAUGUAGAAGAUAUUGACGAAAUUACAGAACUCACAAAGGACAAAGAUUGAAGACAACAGUGCUGGGAAUACAGAACUAAUCCUCUGAGCCACAAACAAUGGCUGUGGUCCAAUCAGAUCUUCAGCUGGAGUGCCUUACAGUUCAAUAACUGUUAAACUUGGUUUUUAAUGAAUGAAAAUAUUUUACAGAUUCUUCUGUAUUGUAAGAGUAACUGCAGGUCAGUUUUUUUUCCACAAAUGAUUUAUAGUAUAUUUUCUUGUAUAUUUUUUUCCUUGCAAACAAAUUAGCCCUUGAACCAGGCAGGUCUGGAGUAUGCACCUUGUGGCAGAAAUCCCACUUCUGUUCCACAAAGAGCAAAAUAGAACAACUUUUUUUAAAUUUUGGAACAAUAUCAGUCCAAGUUAAUAGGCUCUUGGUAAAAAUGAUUUUUUCUACUAACUAAAUUAUCUAGAUGAAAUCAUUGUAUGAUGAAUAUUGAUUCAGGACAUGGAAAAGAAAAGCUCAGUUUGCGGUUUAUUAGCUACAUUUUGAUUGUCUUGGAGAACUGACCCACAUUUCCCAUCAAAUCUGAGUCUUAACUAAUCCAUAACGUUACAAGUUGUAUAUAUUAUAAAAUGGGCAAUGCGUCCUGAUUUGGGAAUGAAGACUCCAGACUAUGCCCUAAUAUAGGCUGUCUGGAUGGGUUCACCAUACCAAGUACAUCACCAUAUUCCUUUCACUAAGGUGACAACAAUUACUUUUUUACAGUGUGUGUCAAUUGUAAAGUACUUCUAAAUGAGACAUGCUCCUGCCUUAGUGCUGCCUUGCAUGUUUUGUCUCUUUUAAAGGCAGAAGAUCUGAAUUUGAAAACUCACUGUGACUUGCUGUCAUUACCAGGUGCUACUGUGGCAGUUUUCAAAUUCUCAACACUACUCCAACCGAUUUAAAUUUUACUUCUCUGAACCCUUGUCUUGUGCUGUUCACCAUCUAACAAGGGAGAAAUAACAGGCCUAUAUUUAUUAUUAUUAAAAAUCACUUACUAUACCUUUAAAUUUACAUGUCAUUUUUCUGUAACCCAAAGAGCAAAGCUGAACUGAAAACUUUUAUUCAUAAUCCUUAUGGCAGUAACACCACAGACUAUUGGCAUGAGUAUGAAGAUGCAAGAUUUUGCCUUUGUUCAGUAGCUGACAAUAAGGCAGAAGUGAAAGAAAGUGUCUGGUGUAUUAUAGGGGCACAGGAAAAGCUAAGUAAUGUGCAGCUAGUGUGACAAAGAACAGUGGAAGAUCUGUUCUAUAUUGGUGCUUGUACCACUCUCAUUGUUGUAUUAAUUGAGUGCCUUUCAGUGGUGCAUUAAGCAGCAUGACUACUGUCACAUGCUGUUUGUUCUUAUAUAGCUACAGAACUUUUAUAAGUAACUUAUAUUUUGUACAAUUUAAAAUACUGUAGUACUUUUGAAAGAAAAGUUUUAAGAGUUAAAAAGGAACGCUUAUUCAGGUGGCCUUAUGUUACGCUGUUUAAUUUACAUAACAAUUUUCUAUUUAAGUGACCUUAUGUUAUAUACCCUUUGCUUUAAAACAAAAUCUUUGAAUUUUAGGUUUGAAAAACUAAGAAUCUCCAUGUUAAAGAAAGAGUCCACACCAAUCUUGUGGGCUGAGAUAAUUGAACUUUUAGUUGCCUCGCUCUCGUGACUGGCAGUUAACCUCACAACAAGCACAUCAUCUGUUGUGAUAUGCUUUUCUUUACAUAUUUUGGAUUAGAAAUAAGGUGGUGUCUGAUAGAAGACAAUUAUCUGAAGGGUGUAAAAUUUUCAAAGGGACCUAAAUCCCAUUUUCAAAAGAGACUUAAGAGUCUAAGUCCUCUUGACAUUCAGUUAGACUUUAGGCAAAGAUUUUUAAAAGUACCGCUCUUUUACCCUUAGCCUCCUAAGGGCUCAAGUCACUUUCAAAAAUUGGACUUAGGCUCCUAAAUCACUUACACACUUUUGAAAAUUUUUACCGAAAGUCUUCUUAGUCAGUAAACAGUAGCCAGCCAAGCCAUCGACUUCCCUGGCUGGCAGAGGUGUCAUUUGGAAUAACAGCUGAAUUAUUUUCAGUCUAUCGGGUGUUUGUUUUUAUUCUAGAAGUUUUUUUAUAUUUUCAUAUUCUAUUUUUUAUGGUGACAUGUUGAAAGACAACAUGGAUCCCAAACUCGAUUGUCUGACAGAUAAAUACACUUGCCACCAGUUGUGUUUGUGGCCAAACUGAGUUUUUAAAAAUUAAGUUGUGUUCUAAACAAUUCCUUAAAGAACAAACUUCUGACUCGCAAUUAUAAACCCUGGGUGCAGCGACUAGCACAUACGACCUAAGAUUGAAGAUAAAAAUUGGUCUCCUGCCUCAAUUCUCUUUUAACAACUUGAAAAAAAAAAUUUGCACCCAUACUGUACUUGCAAAAGCCUCAUACAUAAUUAAUCUUGUGCAUUCAAAGCAAGGAGAGGAAUUUAACAAUGCAGUGGAUGGUAAAAUCUUUCAUUUCUUGUGCCUUUUGGUGGUGCAUGUAAUGGAACCCAGGCAGGCAGCCAGUUUUUAUUGUCAGUCACAAGUUGAAUGUGCAGAGGAGUGUAUUACAUCCAGGGUUUUAGGUGAGUGAUUACAUUCACUUGCCUUGACUGGGUUUUUCAUUGUCCCAGGUGUUAGGAUUUUUUACCUAAUCUGGAAGAGGUACUGUUCUCAAACUACAAGGAAAGCAGAGCAUAAGUAGGGUUUUGCAUCUGUCACUUAGCCAUUUAAUGUUACUAGUUUGGUGGAUUUGUUUCUUUUGUGUUUGGUUUGGGGGUUUUGUUGUUUUUUUUUUGGUAUGUGUAUUUUUUAUUACUUAAAUAGUUAAUUCCAUUUUGUAAAGAGUAAUUUUAUUGCACUUUCGGGUAGGCAUAGCCUCAGAAAUAAUGCUGGAAAUGUGAUGUAUAUUUUGUACUGUGUAUAACGGUUUGGGGGUUUACGUUUUUAAAACCUUGUAAAGAUGUUGUUUUAUCUCCGUGUUAUUUUGCGGUGCUGGGCUUUGAUUCUAAUCUUGCUUGCAACAGCAGAAGUCAGGAGUAACUCCAGUGAAAUCAAAAGAGUUACAUAGUGUAAAACUGGUGCGAGAUCCAAAUUAGAUUGGCUGAGGUUUAGACGAUAUGAGUAAAGUCCUUUGUAAAUCUCAAAAAUUAGUUUCAUAGGAGAGUGGACACUGCCAAUGGGGAAUGUGAGAUAGAGAUUUAAUACAAAUGAUCAGAUUGAGGACUCAGAACUAGAUUGUAAACUCUUUGGGGCAGAGACCAUCUGUUAUGUGCUUGUGCAUUGAUGGGCAUAAUGAGGCCCUAGAGCCCCUAGGCACUACUAUAGUACAAAUGAUAAAUACUAAUUUUUUGUUACAAAUCUGAAUACAGAAUAAGUAAUAAAAGCAGGGCUUUGAAGAGUGAAAAGCUUUACUAAAAGCCACUAUAUAAAAUGCAGCAACAUUUGUCUUUGCUACAGUAGCAGAAUCCUAAGGUUAUGCUAUUGCAAGGUGCUGACAGCCAGGUGUUGAGGAUACUAAGAGGCUGUGCCUCCUCAGGCCUUACAGGUUUUAGCCACUGGUGCAGCAACACUGCUAAGCUCAGCUGCACUGGUGUUAGUCACAGUUCACACUGAUGCAGCACAUCUACACUAGGGGAUUGCACCGGUGCAGCUAUAUCAAUGUAGCUAGUUCCCACAUGAUCUCCCCCUUCUAAAAUUACAACUUCACAACUCAUUUGCCCUCCCAUCUUGGAGCAGUUUGUUGUCUUCCCCCUCCAAGUUGGCAGUGAGUUUUGAGUGAUCCUCAGACCCUCCACUCAUCUACUUUGUAUUACAGCCCAGUUUUGCACUUGAAAGAGCAACGUAUGAAAAUAAAGGUAAAUAAGAUCAAACAUCACUAAAUACUACAUAUGUUGUUUACUUUUUAUCAGGCUAACAAUUUCCUCAUUUCAUUACCUUUUAAACAUAAUGAAUAUAAAAUGAUGUUCUCACUGAGAAAUGCAGUUAAGAUUUAAAAUCUUCUCGGGUGACAUUUCUGCCCUCUACUGUAUGUAUAUUUUGCACUUUAGUACAGAAUGCCAUAGCACCUAAUGUACUGGAGUUUGUUUUUGUUUGUUUAAUAACAAAAAUAAAAGGCAGCACUGUUUGAU
Molecule: messenger RNA, 7764 nt
Organism: Trachemys scripta elegans
Lineage: Eukaryota; Metazoa; Chordata; Testudines; Emydidae
Gene: ITGA2
Product: integrin subunit alpha 2
Exons: 30
Coding region: 137-3673 (1178 amino acids)
Biological process (GO): integrin-mediated signaling pathway; cell adhesion mediated by integrin; cell-matrix adhesion
Cellular component (GO): integrin complex; external side of plasma membrane
Molecular function (GO): integrin binding
Source: RefSeq, a predicted model, not a curated record